AUGGAUGUGAACUUUGAUGAAGGUGUAGAGCUUGCGGUGAAUCUGCGAUAUGAUAGACUGGUGGGUUUUUGUAGGCUGUGUGCUCGCUUGACACAUGAUCAAUCACGGUGCCCAACUAAGGUGCAGGAGGUGCAAGAGGUUAAGGAGGAGAGACCGCUCUCUGAUCAUGGGCCGAAACCACUAAGUUACAAAGCGGCAGUUGGAAAUGGUGAAGGUAAUGUGGGAGGUGCCGAUACACGAACCAGAGGUGUCAAGGAGGACAUCAAGGGGAAGGGCAUUGCUAGAGAGGGACAAGGACCAUAUAGAAAUGAGGGGCGCACAAGGGGAAAAUUUGGAGGUGGCUAUGGAGAAGGACCUCCUCGUAGACAGUAUGGUUAUGGAGCACCCAGGGAGGACCAGAGGCGUUUUGCUAUCAACACAAGAGGCGUGCAACAGUUAAGAGAUGGGGCAGGGGAUGCGCUUCCUCAUCCUCAGAAGCUCAUGAUGGAUGCUUUUAAAGGUGCUCACCAACCACCAAGGAAGAGCCAAGAGACGAGGAAGCAAGAGGGGAGCUCAGGUACCCGAAAAGCUCUUCUUUUUGAGGACUCUGUGGCAAUGGUGGGAUUGGAAGAAGGAGAAACAUCACAAGACAGGAAGGAGGUGGAAGAGAGACAAGUGGAUGUAGACAAGGAGUUGAAAGAAGUGACAGGGGAAGCAAAGGAUGUUGUGGAUGAUGCUAAGCAACAAAUCUCCCCAUUGGAUGAGGCGAAUUUAGUGGUGGAAGGAGUGCUAUUGUCGGAUUCUGAGCUUCUGGAUGAAGAGUGGGAAGAGGGUGAAGUUCCAGACUUUAUGGAGGACAUGGAAAUGGGGCCUCUGGUUGCAGAGGGGGUGGGGAACGAGGAUACUGAGGUUGCUUCAAUCCCUACUGGUGAUGAAGAGGGAGCUGGACCAAAGGCGACAAAGAAGAAAGGAGCCAAGGGUGGGACUGGUGGAGGUGCUGCGGGGACACGCCUAGUGCACAAGUUGCUAUCUCCAAGGAAGACAAAGAUUGCUAAAGCACCGGUGAAGAAUGGAGAGGGGAAGAAGGCUGGAAACAAGCCUUAA
Raphanus sativus (radish) is the source of this 1083-nucleotide messenger RNA. RefSeq lists its product as uncharacterized. Bases 1 to 1083 code for a protein of 360 amino acids. NCBI's taxonomy places the organism in Eukaryota, Viridiplantae, Streptophyta, Magnoliopsida, Brassicales, Brassicaceae. The transcript has a single exon. The record is from RefSeq and is a predicted model, not a curated record.